Molecule: messenger RNA, 690 nt
Organism: Zerene cesonia (dogface butterfly)
Lineage: Eukaryota; Metazoa; Arthropoda; Insecta; Lepidoptera; Pieridae
Gene: H2.0
Product: homeobox protein DBX1-B
Exons: 3
Coding region: 12-608 (198 amino acids)
Biological process (GO): regulation of DNA-templated transcription
Molecular function (GO): DNA-binding transcription factor activity, RNA polymerase II-specific; sequence-specific DNA binding
Source: RefSeq, a predicted model, not a curated record
CUAAUGUAGUCAUGACGUCGGUGAAUAGUGAAGUUAACUCGUCGAAGUUGAAGUUUAGUGUGGAUAGUAUUUUGGGGAACAAUGAUUCGAGUGCGCAGGUGUCGGAGGUGAAACCGCAGGAGCCGCCUUGUGCUGGAUGUGUCGCGGCUCUGUACAGGUGCUGCAGGGAUGAACCGUCUCUGCUGCAGCUCCAGCUACCUUUACCCUAUGCCCACUUGCAUCCAGCAUUGAGACCUACCACAGUGUAUCGGCUACCACUACCGUCGUCAUCGCCGCCGCACUCCUCAACCCCACGUUGUGACGUCACAUCCACAGGGAAGAGGAAGAGGUCCUGGUCACGAGCAGUGUUUAGUAAUUUGCAGAGAAAGGGCUUAGAGAGACGGUUUCAAAUACAGAAGUAUAUUACAAAGCCUGAUCGACGACAGCUUGCUGCAACAUUAGGGCUUACUGAUGCUCAGGUAAAAGUGUGGUUUCAAAACCGUCGCAUGAAAUGGAGACACACGAAAGAGGGGCGAGCCGGCAUCAACUCCGUUGGGAGCGGGAGGGAUCCAGACUCUACCGCCAACGACGACAAUGAAGACAUCGAUGUUGACACUCUUAGUGAUUAGUUUAUUAGAAGUGAAAUAUUUCAAGAAAUGACGAUUAUGUAUUUUUGUACUUAUUUCGAGUUUAACAUUUCUUGUAUAAUAA